GGUUUCCCCUGCCAGCGCUCAGAGCUCGGGAAAACGCGGAGCUUAUCCCGCCCACUAGGAGCAAACCCGCCCGGCCAGCGCAGAGCCGACGCGGCUCGGGCCGGGAGGGCUGCAGUGCCUCCAGCGGCCUGGCGAGAGCGCCCGCGAGCAGGCCCCCAGGGGCGGGCGGAGCGCGGGCGCUUCCUGUUCCGGCGCCUAGUGGAGCCGCGCACUGUUGGUGCUGGUGCUCCUACUUCCUCCUCUCGGCCCGUCCAGCUGUACUCCGGUCUUCAGUGCCGUCUUCCUGCAGACCCAUCGCCGCUUCUAGGCCUCGCUGCGGGCUCGGACUUUGCCGGGAAAAUGUCUGAAGAAUUUUCGUUGGCAGAUGCACUACCUGACCAGUCCCCAUCCAAAACCUCUGCUGUGAGCAAUACAAAACCUGGCCAACCUCCUCAAGGCUGGCCCGCCUCCAACCCUUGGAACAACCCAAGUGCUCCACCAUCUGUGCCAUCUGGACUCCCACCAAGUGCAACCCCCACCACUGUGCCUUUUGGACCAGCACCAACAGGAAUGUAUCCCUCUGUGCCUCCCACUGGACUGCCUCCAGGACCCCCUGCACCCUUUCCUCCUUCUGGACCAUCAUGCCCUCCACCUGGUGGUCCUUAUCCAGCCCCAACUGUGCCAGGCCCUGGUCCUGCUGGGCCAUAUCCUUCACCAAAUAUGCCCUUUCCGGAGCUUCCGAGAUCAUACGGUACACCCGCAGAUCCAGCUGCAGCUGGUCCUUUAGGUCCAUGGGGAUCCAUGUCUUCUGGGCCUUGGGCACCAGGAAUGGGAGGGCAGUAUCCUGCCCCUAAUAUGCCAUAUCCAUCUCCAGGGCCAUAUCCCGCUCCUCCUCCCCAAGCACCAGGGGCAGCACCACCUGUUCCAUGGGGCACUGUGCCACCAGGAGCCUGGGGACCACCAGCACCGUACCCUGCCCCUGCAGGGUCGUAUCCCACACCAGGACUUUAUCCCACUCCAAAUAAUCCUUUCCAAGUGCCUUCAGGACCUUCUGGUGCACCGAUGCCUGGUGCCCCGCAUUCUUACCAUUAAGUUAACGGUGGAUGAAGAGAUGGCGCUUAGCUUUUUGAAGUGUCUUAUAUGCACAUGAAUGUACAUAAAAGUUGCUGGUUUCACUAUUCUUAGAGGGCAUUCAUGAAAGAACAACUCUUGCACCUCUCAGAAGAUAUCUGCCUCUUCACUUGGUUGCACAGUACAUCGUCACAUGGAUACCAAUCAUAAGAAAUGUAAAUCAUUCAAAUGUGGUUUUUAUGGAAAGCAAAAGUGAUAAAGAAUAUUGAGUGGCGCUUUGAUACAAUUUGUCUCAAAUAAUUUUGACUUGUUUAAAUUAUGAAAUGACACACUAAGAAAUCUAAGGUGAUGUGAAUUAUUGUCAGAAUCUGCAACUUUAGUGGGAAAUUAUUUUAAGUAUUUUUCUAUUAUCACUUCCACCCUUCUAAAUAAACACUUAUCAACAACCACAUUGUCAUAAUUUAAACAAAUAAUGCCUCUCAACAGCUAGAGCUGCUCUACUGGGUAAAUAAACCUGUUCUGCUUAAGGUUAUAUUUUUGAUAACGUAUUUGUAAUUUUAAAUUUCUAGUAAUCAUUGUCAGAUGUUGAGUUCAUUAGCCAGGCGGUGUUUGUUCUUACCCUUGAGCUUGUACUAGAAGCCAUUUCUUCAUUUUGAGUUCUGCCUGAUUUGUUUUCUGUUUACCCAGAUGAGUUCUACAGGUCUAAAAUCAGUCAUCUGUGGAAACUGACUUUGGUUUUUGUUUUGUUGCUUUUUAACAUAGGCCCACAUGCAUGUAAAUUUAUGUUCUUAGGGAAUUACUUUGUAGUAGGUUAUGACAUGUCCAUAUUACUUUGGGAAGAACUCACAGAAGGGAAUAAUUUUCACCUUUGUCUUGAGCCUUAAAGUAGAAGAAACUAGGAAUUAUUACACAGUGAUUAAUAAUUUGCCUUCCCACAAAAUAUUUCUACCUAGAAAUUUCCCUGUAACCUCUCCCUGAGUUCUCUAGAAGGAGAAUUUCCAUAUCCUCCCUGGAAAACUGGCACACUUGAAGAGUCUAUCCUAAAUACAAACAACAAUUAUGUUGAGAGAACCUGAGUCAUACAUUUCUCUCUGUACAAAUGUGAUCAAAGUAUGGAUCUCCGUCUAGUUCAGCUAUGUCAUCAAGGUCUCCUGCAUUGUUUCCUGGGUCUAUAUUUGAAGUGCUUAUGGCUACAGUUAAGUUCUGUAUUUGUUGGUAGGUAAAUAAGUAAGAUAAAGUACCAUCCUUAAAAUGUAUCCUCUAGCCAUAGUACUAAAAAUAAUGAAGUGUAGAUCUCUGCAAUUGAAUUUAAAGCAGUGACUCUAUUACUAAGUAAGUAUUGUUUGUAACCACCAAAAUAGCCCCCAAAGCUUUUUGCUCUCAUCUUUAAAUCAGAUCCUUAGCUUUGGGGGGG
Molecule: messenger RNA, 2464 nt
Organism: Erinaceus europaeus (western European hedgehog)
Lineage: Eukaryota; Metazoa; Chordata; Mammalia; Eulipotyphla; Erinaceidae
Gene: MAPK1IP1L
Product: mitogen-activated protein kinase 1 interacting protein 1 like
Exons: 4
Coding region: 340-1071 (243 amino acids)
Source: RefSeq, a predicted model, not a curated record